Nematocida minor is the source of this 567-nucleotide messenger RNA. RefSeq lists its product as uncharacterized. The transcript has a single exon. The record is from RefSeq and is a predicted model, not a curated record. NCBI's taxonomy places the organism in Eukaryota, Fungi, Microsporidia. The coding region runs from base 1 to 567 and encodes 188 amino acids.
AUGAAAAGAAAUGAAGCACGGAGAUACUCGAAGCCUGAGACAGCAAAACAAAUGCCAUCAUUCUUCGGGAAGAUGGGGCACGACAGAGACUUCACAAAAGACUUUGCAAUGCUAGAGAUACCACUGCGAGAAUGCAUAAGGAAUAGAGACGAAAAGACCGAGAAGAUCGAAUGGAAUAAGACAGCAGAAGAAGUGUAUGCAUUGAUGAGAGAAAGCUUAAGACAAGCAAGAGGACUGAUACUACCGAGCUACAAGAAAGAGUCUAUACUGACAGCAGACGCAAGCGACUGUGGAAUAGGAGAAGUGCUAGAGCAGAGAACGGAGAAGGGAGACAUACCGAUAGCGUGGAAAAGCAGAGCACUGAAGGACGCAGAAAGAAGAUAUGGAAUUACGGAGAAAGAGCUGCUGGCAGUAGUAUGGGGAGUUGAGAAAUUCGAAUACCAGCUAAAAGGAAGACAGUUCCAUGUAGUGACAGAUCACAAGGCGCUAGAAGAAACAAGAAACAAAAGACUUUGGACACGGAAAAGGAAGAAUGCAGAGAUGGAUGGAAAGACUGGGAGAGUUUGA